ACCUUACCAUGUGCUUGAGACUGUGUCCUCUCAUCUGGUAGUCUCCCUUCAGUGAAGCACAGUAUGCACGUGUAGCUCCUGGGCUUUGAAAUACUUGCUUUGUAAAUCAGCAGUGCUGAAAUUGGUUUGCAUAAGGAAGCACUCCUUUCUGUUGUAAAAUAAAUCAAUAGAAAUAAGACAUAAGUAAUAAGGAAAUAAUUUAUAAAAAUAAGCAAAAAACUUUUGAAGUAUUGAAACGCUAAUUUUGAGAUGAGUGUGAUGUUAUGGAGGGGGGAAGUUGAAGUCUCCUGAAUGACUCAUGUGCACCUGUACUGGGAGUCCUGAAUACAGUCAUGGGUUGGUUUUUAUUACAAAUAAGAGAGAUUAUGGAGGGUAGCAAGAAGAAAUUCAAAGCAGUGGUGUGACAUAAGUGAAAAAAUGUUUAUAAGACCCUGCUUGAUAAGUAUGAGAGAAAAGGAGCAACUCUAUAGAUAGGUAAUGAGACACACAGUGAGGGUUUGUGUAUGAAUAUACGGUGAAUGUUAAAGGAAGCAUAACUCCCACUAGCUUGCUGGGGAUCUAAUUUAAGUGCUGUAGCAAUUAUUUCUACUGAUAAUGUUUCUACCUUAUGGGAAAUGCAUAAGUAAAAUCUUUUCUUAUACCGAGUUUCUCUACACUGAGAUUUUACUAAUGUAACUAUGCAAGUAAAUUCUGAACUGACACCAAAACCAUCCAUGGAGGAUAGGAAAUACUGAUGUAAAAAUGCUAAUAUUAAAAAAAAAAAAAGGCAGACAAGAUGAGAAGGAAAUUUCAGAGUAGAGGUUCUUUUAAUGCCACAUUUCCUACUGUAGGAAGUAAAAUCAGCAAUUAUGUUGUUGAGACUGGUCCCAAAUAUGGGAACUGUCUGAUUUUUUCUCAUCUUAGUAGCUUUAGAAGACUAAAGCAUUUGAGGAGUUAACUAGAUUUUUAGUUGAAAAAGAAAGCGUUAGCAAAAUAGUUGGUUUGGAAUAUCUGGUUGAAAUCUACUAAUUAUAGUCAUCCUCCCCCAUCUCUUUUCAGUGAUGACAAAUUCAGUAUUUUUACAGUAUAAUUUCAUCCAACUUCCUCUUCUUUCUGUUUCAUUCUGAAUUUUUACUAACACCCUGUUAGGCCCAUCUUCUGUUCAGGCAGUGGAGCUUCUGGAACCUUCAAUUGGCUGAUUAUGUCUUUAUGGGAGACUGAAUGUAAUAAUUUUAUUAGACAUCUAACACAAUAGUUUUGGUCUGUGCAAAGGCCACAUUUAGUUCUCUUGACUAAAAAAUACAUACUUCUGUAAUUCAGACACAGAAAUAAAAUGCAAGUUCCGUGGAAAGCAGUUGACUAGUCCAAGUCAAGAUACCAUAACCUUAAGAAUGCAGUUGGUUUAUCAAAGAGCUGGCCCUUGUUCCUCAUGUUUGAAGAGACAAUUAAAUGGCUUCCUGGGAUUAAUUAAAUGGCAGAGAAAACUGGUUCCUGCUCGUGUGAGAACUAUUUACAGUGAGACGGGGAAAUGGGAAAAAAAAUAUGGGUUGGAGACAAGAAAACGAGUUGAAAAUUGGUGGUUCCCAAGAAUAAAGGAUCAGUUCUGCAGAAUUUCAGAAAUUGAUAAAUCAAGACCAAAAUUUUAUGUGCUUUCUAUGUUCCCAUAUCCUUCUGGGAAGCUUCACAUGGGCCACGUUCGUGUCUACACCAUCAGUGAUGCAGUAGCUCGGUUCCAGAAAAUGAGAGGGAUGCAGGUGAUAAAUCCAAUGGGAUGGGAUGCGUUUGGUUUACCAGCAGAAAAUGCUGCAGUUGAACAUGGCCUUCACCCUGCAAGCUGGACACAAAGUAAUAUUCAACACAUGAGGAGACAGUUUGAUGCACUAGGUCUGUCUUUUACAUGGGAAAGGGAGGUAACCACUUGCUUACCAGAGUACUACAAAUGGACACAAUAUCUCUUUCUUAAGCUUUUUGAAGCUGGAAUAGUGUAUCAAAAAGAGGCCUUGGUUAACUGGGAUCCAGUGGAUCAGACUGUUCUGGCUAAUGAACAGGUAGAUGACAAUGGGUGCUCGUGGCGCUCAGGGGCAAAAGUGGAGCAGAAAUACCUCAAACAGUGGUUUAUCAAGACAACUGCUUAUGCAAAGGCCAUGUUUGAUGCUUUAUCUGAUCUCCCUGAGUGGUAUGGUAUUAAAGAAAUGCAAGCAAAUUGGAUAGGUGACUGCGUUGGGUGCUCUCUUGACUUCUUGCUAAAGGUUAAUGGCAAAGUAACAGAAGAGAAGGUAGCAGCUUACACCUAUACACCUGAAGCCAUUUAUGGAGCUUCCCAUUUAUGUAUCUUACCAACUCACAGACUGCUGCAUGGGAAUAGCAGUUUCAAGGAAGUCUUUCAGAGGGAGUUAAUCCCAGGGAAAGACUCACUUACUUCAGUGACAGCUGUGAAUUUGCUUACCAAUCAGGAGAUUCCUGUAGUCAUCUCAGCAAAAACCAAUUUUGAUAAUUUUCUUGAUACUAAAAUAGGAAUUCCUAGUACUAGUGCAGAAGAUGCUGCAAUAGCUAAGAAUCUGGGUAUUUCUUUCACUGAAGUUAUUGAGACAUUUCCAAAUGGUUUGGAGAAGAUCAUUAAUUCUGCAGAGAUCACUGGCAUGACUCGGCAGGAGGCUUUAGAAGCUAUUACUCAGCAGGCCAAAAAGAAAAAAAUAGGUGGAGACCUAACGAGUGACAAAUUGAGAGACUGGUUAAUAUCUCGGCAGCGGUACUGGGGAACGCCCAUUCCAAUCAUUCACUGCCCGGCAUGUGGCACUGUUCCUGUGCCUUAUGAAGACUUACCUGUGGUAUUGCCCACUGUGACCACGUUCACAGGAAAGGGAGCCUCACCUUUGGAGAGUGCCCCAGAAUGGGUGAACUGUUCCUGUCCAAGGUGCAAGGCAGCAGCAUGGCGAGAAGUCGAUACCAUGGAUACAUUUGUUGAUUCUGCUUGGUACUACCUGAGGUACACGGACCCUCACAACACAGACAGGCCAUUUAAUAGUGACUUAGCAGACUACUGGAUGCCUGUGGAUUUGUACAUCGGAGGAAAGGAGCAUGCAGUUAUGCACUUAUUCUAUGCAAGAUUCUUCAGCCAUUUUUGCCAUGAUCUAAAGAUGACAAAACAUAAGGAGCCUUUCCAUAAGCUCUUGGUUCAAGGUCUUAUCAAGAAUCAAACAUUCAGACUAACAACAACAGGCCAGUGUUUGAAGAGAGAGGAGGUCGAUCUCACUGGAAGUGAACCAGUUCACCUAAAAACUGGUGAGAAGCUCCAGGUUGCUUGGGAAAAAAUGAGCAAAUCUAAGCACAAUGGAAUAGACCCUGAGGAAAUAGUGAAAGAGUAUGGCAUUGAUACCCUGCGUCUUUAUAUUCUGUUUGCUGCUCCUCCAGAACAAGACAUUUUGUGGGAUGCUAAAACUGAUGCCAUGCCUGGUGUUCAGAGAUGGCAGACACGGCUCUGGGCACUUGUAACCAAACUUAUUGAAGCAAGGACUUCAGGAACCAUGCCCAAUCCUGAGCUUCUGAAUAAGAAAGAGAAGGCUGAAGCCAGAAGGAUCUGGGAGCAGAAGAAUCUGGUGAUUUCUGAGGUAACCGAGUACUUCACAAAGGAUCAUUUGUUCAAUGCAGCUAUUUCCCGAUUGAUGAGCCUCACAAAUGUACUCCAUCAAGCUCCUCGGUCUCUUGUUCUCCACAGCACAGAAUUUGAAGAUGCUUUGGCUUCACUCUGCAUUAUGGUUGCACCUAUGGCUCCCCACAUUGCAUCAGAGAUGUGGAAAGGUUUGGCACAUAUUCAGAAUAAACUUUGUACUCAUCAUCGCUGGGAUGUUGAUGUUCUGCAUCAGUCCUGGCCCAAGGUAGACCCAGAUUACCUUCAGCCAUCAGAUGUUGUGGAGAUGUCUGUACUGAUCAAUAACAAAGCUUGCGGCAAAGUUUUCGUGCCUCAGCAAGCAGCCCGCAAUUUUGAAGAAGUCCACGAGCUCAUUCUUCAAAGUGAACUUGGAGUCAAGCAUCUCCAGGGACGAGCCAUUAAAAAGGCCUUUCUUUCUCCAAGAACUGCCCUUAUCAAUUUCUUAGUGCAAGAAUAGUAAAGGCUCUGCUGGGCUGUAAAAGGGAACUGGAAUCUUUUGAGGUGGAAACCAAUGAAAAAACAGCAGUUAUGGUUAUUUCACUUCAUGUAAAGGUGGGAAAGAAAUCUUAUUGAAAUCAGGUUCUUGCUAAAUCUUCCUUUCAAUGUGGAGAAAUGUACAGAAUUAAAGUUUCUUGUGGAGUCACGCUCAAAAUGCUGCCUGUCCAUGUUCUUUGAGAGGAAGAGAAGGAAGCUCAGAAGAACUAAACAGUUGUAACAGAAUGUAACUGAAGAAAGCACAUGGGCCUUGGUGUUAGCCUAGGGAAUAUAUCCUGUUGGAAAGUUGGCUUGGCUAAUUGCAGAUGCAUAAAUACGAUUCCAGGGCUAAA
This is a messenger RNA of Cyanistes caeruleus (blue tit), 4455 nucleotides long. Lineage: Eukaryota; Metazoa; Chordata; Aves; Passeriformes; Paridae. The record is from RefSeq and is a predicted model, not a curated record.